Messenger RNA from Python bivittatus (Burmese python), 4189 nucleotides. NCBI's taxonomy places the organism in Eukaryota, Metazoa, Chordata, Lepidosauria, Squamata, Pythonidae. The record is from RefSeq and is a predicted model, not a curated record.
UGCCUGGCCUCAGUGCUGCAGCCCACCAACGAGACGCUCAACUUCUGGACGCACUUCAUCCCUCUGCUGCUGUUCGCCGGUAAAUUCUCCCGCCUGCUGCUGCUGCGCGAGGCCGGCGACCUGCCCUUCCAUCACCCCGCGCUGCUGCCGCUGUGGUGCUACGCGUCGGGCGUGCUGCUCACCUUUGCCAUGAGCUGCACAGCCCAUGUGUUCAGCUGCCUCUCGCUACGCCUGCGUGCCGCCUUCUUCUACCUGGACUACGCCUCCAUCAGCUACUACGGCUUCGCCAGCACGGUGGCCUAUCACUACUACCUGCUGCCCAAGCUGAGCCUGCUGGAGCCGCGCAUGCUCAGUCGCUACCUGCAGCAGCGCCUCGGCUGGCACGUGGACUGCAGCGCGCCCAUCGCCGCCUACAGCGCGCUGGUGCUGCCGGUCGCCUUCGCUCUGGCCGUGGCGUGCACCGUGGCCUGCUGCAAGAGCCGCUCCGAGUGGUGCGCCUACCCCUUCGCCAUCCGCACCUUCGUCUUCGUCAUGCCGCUCAGCAUGGCCUGCCCCAUCAUGCUGGAAAGCCUCCUCUUCGACCUGCAGGGCCACAACCCCACCCUCUUCUUGUACUUCUACCGCCGCUACUUCUGGCUGCUGGUGGCCGCCUUCUUCAACGUCAGUAAAAUCCCCGAGCGGAUCCAGCCGGGCCUGUUCGACAUAAUCGGGCACAGCCACCAGCUUUUCCACAUCUUCACGUUCCUCAGCAUCUACGACCAGAUGUUCUACGUCGAGGAAGGCUUGCUGCACUUCCUGCAGAACCCCCCGCCCGCUUCGCCUACCUUCGCGGGCACCGUCGGCUACAUGUUGGGCUUGAUACUGUGCCUCGCCCUGGUCAUCCGGAGAUUUUUAAACAGCCAAGGGAUCUGCAAACAGGAAUGAGGUAUCUUUCCUUCAGGUUUUCUAUGAAGUUCUUACUUAAAUUACGGGUGGCGGUGGCUGCUGCUUCUGCUACGAGAGUCCGCGAGGUCGGCUCUUCCUGGGGAAAGAAAGACCGAGCGCGGCGGGCUUGCGGUUACCGGACCCCUUUGAGAAAACGGCUGCUUCUCUUGAAGCAAAACAGGUUUUAAAGAACACUUAGGCCAUCGUCCUGUAGACGGCCUUCUAUUUAUUGCUGCUUAGCAUACAGAGAGAAGCCAUUCUAGAGUUACUGCUUGAAAUCUACAAUUUGAUCCUUAUUACAUUAUUUGUAAGUAAUCCUCCAUUUAAUGGACUCAAGAUCAUGGUUUUUCAGGGGAAAUAAUAUGUAUAGACAAUGCUAGCUGCUGGUCUCAGUCUGACUACUUGAUGGUAUUGUUACAGUGAGCAAUAUACAAUCGAUCUGCACUGACAAACAAAUGAUAUUUAAGAUCUGAUUUGCAUGCAAUUCUUGGAAUUUUAUGCACCCAGGAAUGUGGGUUUAUGUGUUUUUUGAAGUCAUAUACACUGGAACUGUGUUUUUAACAUAAACAAAUUGAGAUCCACUUCUUUUUGUCUCAGAGGCAAAUACUGUGCACACACAUUUCUUCUUUAUAGAGAUUUAUUUAAGUGGCUGUGAAUUACUGUAGAGACAGGUUAUACUUUGAUCACAAGUUUCUGGCCAUACUGUGAGAACAAAGCUUACAGAUGAUAUAACUUCCCUGAUUCUUGCAUAAGGCUGCUUUUGUAAGAUGCUUUUAUUCCAAUUCUAAUAUCUAUCUGCAAGCUAUAUGUCAUGCUGGUUUGUUACUGACCAUUUAAACAGAAGUAAGAGCUGCAGUGAGUGUUACUUUAGAGCAAGCACAGUGACAGGAUUUAGCCAUAACAUGGUUGAUUUCCUUUUGGCUUAAGGUUAGCAUGAUCUGUGACUCCAGCCAAUUGUGAUUCAUUCAACAAACCAUGGUUAAGCAGCCCUAGCAUGAUGUAUAAAUCCAACAGUUAGCUUGUACGUUAGAACCAGGAUAUAGAAUAUUCUGUAACCUUAAAUAUAGGACCAUGCACCAGCAAGUUUUAGAAGCUGUCAUAAUUUGUUUACAUGGUCAGUUAUCCUGGAAUUGUUGCCCCUAAAUACAGGGGUGAACUAACAUUGAGCUGAAAGAUUUAUGACAAUCCAUAGCAAAAGUUUGUCUCAUCUCUCUGUUACGCUGGGAUUUAUGACAGCAACAAGGUUGUUGCCACCUGUAGGUGAAGUUCGUAGUUUCCAGAGAAUAUUCCCAGGAUAGCUGACACGUCCACAAAGACAACGGAAUUUAUUUUCCUACUGAUGGCAAUUGUUAUCUCAGGACUACAACUUCAGUAUAACAAUUUCUGGAUUUUGAUUGUGUAAAUAAAUCAUUAGUAAAAGUUAUAAUGACAAAAGUCGGUUGUAUACAGAUAAAAUUCAAAAUGGUACUAUUUGAAGAACAGCCAUUUUAAAAAGCCUAAAGUAUUGUCCUGAUUUGGUUGCUUCUGAUAUACAUAAUAAGCAUAAAACAGGUCAACCUAAUCUGCAGUUUCGAGUUUGCACGUGGCCCUCCAAAGCUGCGGGUAUGAAAUCCACCAUCCUCCCCAUAAAUUAAUGCCAGCAAUUUUAAUUAAAUUAAAUUUUUAUUUUUUCUGUUGGUCCCACCUCCUUUUGGAGUACACCCCCUCCAUGCCACUCAGAGAAUUCCACAGCACCAAUAUCCAUUGUGGCAAUACAGUGAUAACACUGAAUAACUAACCAUUUGCUACUCUUUCAGGACACCCAGGAUCUGCUGUUUGAGGCAGCGGCUUCCCUCUGCCUAAUAGCAGGGCUGAACUUGGUUGUAAUGGCAUGAAAUAUUGCUAGUUGUGGUUUGUAUAUAGUCACAGGUUGUAUCUGGAUUUGUGGUAAAGCCUGGGGAGUCCAUGCUUUUUGUUGCUGACCUUUUUGUUUCCAAGAUUUUCGGUGUUGAACAUUCCUUCUUUAUCCUAUAAGUGUUGAUGUAAUCUAAUAAUUGCAGAGUUUAAUUCAUUCAGCCUAUAAUGCCCAUCCUUCAGAGUUUAAAUUACAGAAUUCACGGCCACAGUAACCUGGCCUCAUCUUUGAACUUUGCAUUUUUCCCCCAUCCUCUUGUGUCUUGCGUGCUGUCUGGUCAGAUGAGGUGUUCUGGAGAAUAUGCAGGCUGCACGCUGGUCUUAAUAUUGUUGCAAUGUGUUAUUUAUUGGCCACUUGAUAUUGGGGCAUUGUCUACAAUACCACACAGGCUGAUAACCCAGGGCUUUUGAGAGAGAUCCCUUGUCUAAAAUGGGCAUCUCCCUUUUUACAGAAGAUGGACAGAGGUCCCUCCUUGCUUACAAACAGGGACUUUUUGCUAUAUAACUAAAACACACAGCUCAAUGUUUUCCCUCACUAUUUUUGUACAGCUGAUAUUUUGAAAAUUGCAGCAUUAAAAACUGAAAAGUGCUUGCUCUCCAACAAAAAAAAUUCAAAGAACCUUUAGCAUGGACUGCAAAUUAGCAUUUUUGACAUUUAUAUUAUUAAUUUAUGGGAAAAUAGAACCAAGAUUUCUUCCAUUCCAGUAAUUAAUUGCAAAACCUGGAAGAUUAUGAAUGGUGACUAUCUUUUGUCUUUCAAACACUUACGCUUUUCUUUGAAAUGUUACAAACCACUUUGCUUACCAUUCAGAUCUUUUUGACCCCAUCAAUUAUUUUUGCUCUGCAAUUAUACAUAUGGUUGUAUUAAAACCUAGAGAGCAACAUUCAUGCCUCUGAUGAAAUGGUGCCUACUUAAUUGUACUGUAAUAGAAUUGUCAGAUUUUAUGACUAAGGUUUUCUUUUCUUUUAGCUUUUGGUUUAUUUUAACAUAUGAAUAUAGCUAUCCCUCAAAAUUCCAGGUCAUAUUUCUACAGUAGUUCUUUUACCCUGUAUCUUUGGACUUGAAUUCUGUUUCCCUAGCAGCAAAAGUAACAUUCAUUUUGGGUUGACCUGAAUAAAGUACUCCUAAAGUAAAUGCGAGUACUGUAUAGCAACAUUGACAGUCUUAGAAGUAGAAAUUUUGGCAGUCAUGCAGUUGAAGAGAAAUGAUGCUCCUUUAUUUCUUUCACACCAUUUCUCAGUUUAUCUGUUGUUUUGUAAUUCUCUGUAUUGCAAUUCAUGAUCUCAAGAGUCAUAAUGUAGUCUGUGUGUGUGUGUAAGAUUCUGAUUUACAGUUUUCAUACAGGUAGUCCUCAACUUACGACCAUUCAUU